AUGGCAACUCCGAUACAAAUUACGACCUUGCCAGUAUGGCCACUCACCUUCCUUGAGGAUGCCGUUGUAUAUAUUUCGGCAUUAUUCACACCCUGGUUUGCAGCAUUUUGCGUAUUAUGGCUGCAUAGAUACGUUAGACUCAUUGUCCACUGCUACAGCCACUGGACUUACAAGUCUAAACCUAUCCCAAACAAGCCCUCUUACACAUCAGAUGAUGUUACGGUGGUGAUUCCCACGAUCCACGACAACUUUGAUGAGCUCCGGCCCUCGCUUGAAAGCAUUCUGGCCACAAAGCCGCACGAGCUGAUUAUGGUCACGACGGCCAACAAGUUUGAGGAUCUGCAGAGGGUUGUAAAAACUCUCUCCUCUUCCAACAUCCGCAUCUUCUGCACUCAGUACGCCAACAAACGCAUCCAGGUGUGCGAGGCCCUGCCCAAAAUUACGACCCGCAUUACCAUUAUGGCCGACGACGACGUGACCUGGCCAUCAACCAUGAUGCCGUGGAUCCUGGCCCCAUUUGAGGACCCGAAAAUUGGAGGUGUCGGCACAUGUCAGCGGGUAAAGAGGGUUAGGGAGGGAGGACUUGCGCUCAGUAUAUGGAACUGGCUGGGCGCCGCCUACAUUGAGCGUCGCAAUUUUGAGAUUUCUGCAACGCACAAUAUGGAUGGCGGUACAUCUUGCAUGUCGGGUCGAACUGGCGCCUACCGAUCUGAAAUCCUCAGAGAUUACGAGUUUCUUGAGGGAUUCAUGAAGGAGGAGUGGUGGGGCAAGAUCCUCAAGGCCGACGAUGACAACUUUGUGAGCCGCUGGCUCGUCAGUCACCAGUGGAAGACGUGGAUUCAGUACGACCAGGAAUGUGAGCUGGAAACCACGCUUGAGAACAACCACAAAUUCCUCUACCAAUGCUCAAGAUGGGCCAGGAGCAACUGGCGCAGCAACUGGACCAGCCUGGUCAAGGAGCGUUAUGUGUGGAAGCAACAAUGGUGGUGCACAUAUGCGUUGCAUAUUGCAACCUUCACCUCGCUCGCCUUCGUCUUCGACUUUCUCAUCCUGGCAGCCCUCUGGUGGGGCGCCGAAGAUUGGAAGCCGGUGAACCGAACCCGUGCCCUUUACGCCCAACUCGCAUUUCUCGCCUUCUCCAAGGUUGUCAAGCUCGUUGGCCUCUUCCGCCGCCACCCGGCCGACAUCAUGUUCCUCCCCGUGUCCAUCGUGUUUGGAUACUUCCACGGCCUCAUCAAGAUCUAUGCUGGCCUAACUCUUAAUAUGACAUCAUGGGGAAGCCGAACAGACGGAGACACCGACGAUGCACACCGUCUUGCGCCAGGCCCGGUCCGAUGUUCUAGCCUCAACACGCCCCGGAGCGAGCAAAAGCUUCCUCACUACGUUCAGGAGCACGAAUUUAUCAACGAGAAGCAGCAAAUGCGGGAAGAGGAGUGGGAGCACCUGUGA
Messenger RNA from Pyricularia pennisetigena, 1449 nucleotides. RefSeq lists its product as uncharacterized. NCBI's taxonomy places the organism in Eukaryota, Fungi, Ascomycota, Sordariomycetes, Magnaporthales, Pyriculariaceae. The record is from RefSeq and is a predicted model, not a curated record. The transcript has 4 exons. Bases 1 to 1449 code for a protein of 482 amino acids.